AUGCCAGAAACAACGUUGUCACAACUAACGCUGGAAAAAAGUCCAGCGUACUUUAUCAAUAAGGGUGCUCCACAACGGGUUCUUCAAUUAGAUCCGGCAAUGAAACUGAUCAUUGUGGUACGUAAUCCAAUCACUAGAGCAAUCUCAGAUUAUACCCAAGCAAUAAGUAAACGAAAAAAACGCUCCAUACUUCCGCAGUUUGAAUCAAUUGCUGUAAAAAACUAUACGUCAGCACACAAAGGCAAUAAAACUGUUGUAAAUACAUCUUGGGGUGCGAUACGAAUCGGUGUUUAUCAUAAAUUUGUUAGCAAAUGGUUACAGUAUUUUCCGCUUAGUCAAAUGCACUUUGUGGACGGCGAACGACUGAUCAAAGAUCCGGCAGCUGAGGUUCGGGCCGCUGAACGAUUUUUGGGAUUUGAGCCAACUGUAAAUCGCAGCAAUUUUGCCAUUGAUCCAAUAAAGGGGUUUCCAUGUGUCUUAAGGCCUGACAACAGUUUACAUUGCUUGGGUAAAACUAAAGGUCGGAUACAUCCAACCGUUGAUCCGACAGUGAUACGAAUCUUACAGGACUAUUAUGCCAAUGAAAACGAGAAGCUAUUUCAGCUAAUUAACAGACGUUUUAAUUGGUAA
Messenger RNA from Enterobius vermicularis (human pinworm), 630 nucleotides. Lineage: Eukaryota; Metazoa; Nematoda; Chromadorea; Rhabditida; Oxyuridae. The record is from the annotation of a GenBank genome assembly.